Aedes aegypti (yellow fever mosquito) is the source of this 1663-nucleotide messenger RNA. RefSeq names its product annexin B9. The record is from RefSeq and is a predicted model, not a curated record. The transcript has 6 exons. Lineage: Eukaryota; Metazoa; Arthropoda; Insecta; Diptera; Culicidae. Bases 179 to 1153 code for a protein of 324 amino acids. Gene Ontology annotation, molecular function: calcium ion binding; calcium-dependent phospholipid binding. Gene Ontology annotation, cellular component: cytoplasm.
CAGUUAUCGCAUCACAUCGGAUCGGAAGGAAGCGAACUCGCGAAGUCGCGAAGCGCACCACUAGAAAUCCACCCGUUGAAAACGACCACUGCAUCAGUUUCAGUUCAACACUCGAACGGUUCGGAACGAUUUUAUCGCGUGCGAGAAAACAUUGUAUAACUAAUCACACAGAUCAAUCAUGAGCUCAUCGCAGUACUAUCCAUUCCAAUGCACCCCAACCGUCUACCCGGCGGAUCCCUUCGAUGCCAACGAGGAUGCUGCCACGCUCCGUAAGGCCAUGAAGGGCUUCGGAACCGAUGAGAAGGCAAUCAUCGAAGUCCUGGCUCGCCGUGGUAUUGUUCAGCGUUUGGAAAUCGCCCAGGCGUUCAAGACCGCUUACGGCAAGGACUUGAUCAGCGAUCUGAAGUCCGAGUUGGGCGGCAAGUUCGAGGACGUUAUUCUGGCUCUGAUGACCCCCCUGCCACAGUUCUACGCCAAGGAGUUGCACGAUGCCAUUUCGGGAAUUGGUACCGACGAAGAGGCAAUCAUUGAAAUUCUGUGCACCCUGUCGAACUACGGCAUCAAGACGAUCGCCGAGUUCUACGAACAACUGUACGGAGUUUCGUUGGAGUCUGACCUGAAGGGAGAUACCAGCGGCGCCUUCAAGCGACUGUGCGUCUCGUUGGUGCAAGGCAAUCGUGAUGAGAACACUGGUGUCGAUGAGGGAGCAGCUGCCGCUGAUGCCCAGGCUCUGUUUGAAGCUGGCGAAGGCCAAUGGGGAACCGAUGAAUCGAUCUUCAACCAGAUCCUGGUCACCAGAUCAUACCAGCAGCUGCGAGCUGUGUUCGACGCCUAUGAAGGCAUGGCUGGACAUACGGUUGAGGACGCCAUCAAGCGCGAAUUCAGCGGAGCUAUCGAGGAAGGCUUUAAGGCUAUUGUUCGUUGCGUCCGAUCGAAGGUUCAGUACUUCGCUAAGCGCCUCCACAGUUCGAUGGCCGGGCUCGGUACCAACGACAAGACGUUGAUCCGUAUUAUCGUUAGCCGCUCGGAAAUCGACUUGGGUGACAUCAAGGAGGCAUUCCAGGAAAUGUAUGGCAAGUCGCUCGAGUCGUGGAUCAAGGAGGAUUGCGAAGGCGACCUUGGAGACCUCUUGGCCACGUUGGCGUCCUAUUAGACUGCUCUCGUGAUUUAUUAGAAAAAAGUUAUUUGAAAGGCGAAAGCGCAAAUUCAAUUAUGUUUUCCUUGAAUUAUUUGAUGAAGUCUUAUAUCCGUUAUGUAGUUUUAUGCUCACCAGAUUUUAACCAUACGCAAUAAUUUCUUGUUGGUAAUUGGAUACAACUACCAUUAUUUUUUGUCCCCAUUGCAAUUGUUGGCAUCUAUAUGACUGUAUCGAAAUCCGUUCCAUUCUCCGUUCUUUUCUAGGAUGACCUAGGAAGCGAUUUGGGCAACUUGCUUGCCGAACUGGCUUCAUACUAAGGCGCAGCUUCGCUUGUGAACAUGAAACAAUCUGUUAUAAUGAUGAAUCUUUAGGAUUGUAAAUGAAGAAACAUUCAAAAGAUAUUUACAUUAGCUUAAAAAGCAUUUAAGCAGCCGGAAAUAAUUCGUCCAUUGGAAUAAAUGAACCAUUGUGAAUUGUAUCGUUGUUCUGCGUGAAUUAAAUAGUUUGUAAUUGUGGCAAAUCAUA